Molecule: messenger RNA, 636 nt
Organism: Iphiclides podalirius (scarce swallowtail)
Lineage: Eukaryota; Metazoa; Arthropoda; Insecta; Lepidoptera; Papilionidae
Source: the annotation of a GenBank genome assembly
AUGAUUAAAACGGCAGGAUUAGGAUCUCACAGGCCUCUAUCCGGUCAGCUUUAUAAAUAUACCAAUGUCGUUAAAGGAUGGCAGCAAAGGUGGUUUGCAGUUGAUCCGGAAACUGGCGUUCUCUCUUACUAUCUAUUUGAUGGACCAGGUGAUACGAUUCAGCCGGGUCAACCGGCACGUGGAGAGGCACAUUUAGCAGCAGCAGUUAUAUGUCCCAGCGAUGAAGACUCGCGCACUUUCACGAUUAACUGUGCAUCUGGAGACAUGCUCAAAAUAAGAGCGACCGAUGCACGGGCUCGUCAAGAGUGGGUUAACGGACUAAGAGCUAUAGCUGAAAUACACACAAAAGCUAUGGGUGCAAAUCCUCCUCUGCAGCCACGUGAGCAGUUAGCUGUGCAUGAUGCAAUGGCCUCGGCCAGGCAACAGUUGCAAGCUACGGAAAUUAGUGAUGCUGCAUUGGCCAGAUGUAUUGAGUCAUCAGAUUCACCAUUUCCUCAUACUGAUCCGGAUCUUUUGCUUUUAAAGGCAACAUCAGCAGCUAGCAUGCAGUGUCUUCUCCAAUGUCUAGGUAUUUUACAUCGACAGCAACAAUACGCUACGGUCAGUGUCUCAAGCAAGAACUUUGAUAAUGACCAU